Molecule: messenger RNA, 1695 nt
Organism: Stomoxys calcitrans (stable fly)
Lineage: Eukaryota; Metazoa; Arthropoda; Insecta; Diptera; Muscidae
Product: short-chain specific acyl-CoA dehydrogenase, mitochondrial
Exons: 3
Coding region: 158-1411 (417 amino acids)
Biological process (GO): fatty acid beta-oxidation using acyl-CoA dehydrogenase; butyrate catabolic process
Cellular component (GO): mitochondrion
Molecular function (GO): flavin adenine dinucleotide binding
Source: RefSeq, a predicted model, not a curated record
CCAAAACAAAGAGCAUAAGCGUACCAGUGAAUUGAGCAUGGAAUCUAGUUAGUGAAAAGAAAAUUUUAAUUUUGGCCACCACUGUUUUAAAUCAACUUUGUUUCGAUCUCUUGUAUAUUUCCGCAAGUAGUUUUGUGCCGAUCGAUUAGGUGUAAACAUGUCACGAAUUUUGCGGUCUUCAAUAAAACAACUGGGUGAGAUAAAAAAAGGACUUCAACUCCAAAGAUCUCAUAACCAGUUGCAUACCACCAGGAAUAUCGCUUGCAUAUCUGCACUGCCGGAGACUCAUCAAAUGCUACAGAAAACAUGCCGCGACUUCUCCAACACUGAACUGGUACCUAAUGCUGGAAAAUUCGACCGAGAAAAAUUGUAUCCAGACGAACAGAUAAAAAAGAUGGGUGAAUUAGGUGUAAUGGCCAUAGCAAUUCCAGAGGAAUAUGGUGGUCCUGGACUAGACUAUAUGGCAUAUGCCAUUGCUAUGGAAGAAAUUUGCCGCGGUUCUGCAUCUGCUGGUCUUAUAAUGGCCGUUAAUAACCUCUAUCUUGGCGCCAUUCUUGCAUUCGGAAAUGAGCAACAAAAGAAGGAAUUUAUUCUCCCUUAUACCACGGGAGAGAAUAUAGCAUGCUUUGCCUUGUCGGAACCAGCAAAUGGAUCUGAUGCUGGUGCUGCCUCAACGACUGCCGUUAAGAAAGGUGACCAUUUCAUUUUGAACGGCACUAAAUGUUGGAUUACGAAUGGCUAUCAGGCUAAGAUUGGUCUUGUCUUUGCCACAACCGAUAAGUCGCUUAAGCACAAAGGUAUAACAGCCUUUAUUGUACCCAUGGAUACCGAGGGAAUAUCGUUGGGAAAGAAAGAAGACAAACUGGGUAUGCGUGGUUCAACAACAUGCCAGGUUAUUUUUGAAGAUUGCCUCGUGCCUAAGCAAAAUGUAUUGGGGCAACCUGGCUAUGGUUUCAAAAUUGCGAUGAAAUCAUUGGAUGGCGGGCGCAUUGGAGUGGCGGGUCAAGCUUUAGGCAUCGCCCAAGCUUCGUUAGAAUUGGCCGUUGAUUAUUCUCAGAAACGAAUGGCAUUUGGAAAGCCUAUCUCAAAGUUACAGGCUAUACAACAAAAAAUUGCAGAUAUGGCAAUAAAAAUUGAAUCGGCACGUUUACUGGCUUGGCGGGCCGCCUGGCUAAAGGACAACCAUCAUCCGUUUACAAAAGAAGCAUCUAUGGCCAAAUUAGCUGCCUCGGAAGCAGCUACCUGGUGUAGUCAUCAAUGCAUACAAAUAUUGGGCGGUAUGGGCUAUGUGAGUGAUAUGCCCGCUGAACGCUAUUACCGAGAUGCAAGGGUUACAGAAAUUUACGAAGGCACUUCGGAGAUCCAACGUUUAGUCAUAUCUUCAGCAAUACUCAAAGAAUAUGUGGUUUAAAUGGGUUUAACAUUAAGAGGGACAGUUUGUUUUAGAAGCCUAAGGACUAAUAUCUGGUCAGACCAGCAAUAUUCCUUGAUACGCAACUGAUAUAUCAAUCGAAUGCAUUUGCCUUUGAAUAUAAAUAUUUUUAAAUUUCUUGUUAAGUAGACAUACACACUUUUUUACGAUAAAUAUAAAUGGGAAAUCACCAAAUGAUUUAAAAUAUGGAGAAACCCCCUUUAUUUCUUUAUCACUGAUAUACAAGGUGGAUUAAUAAAGAUGAUCUCACGCUAACAACUGAA